This is a messenger RNA of Pelobates fuscus (common spadefoot toad), 3003 nucleotides long. RefSeq names its product carbohydrate sulfotransferase 7 (gene CHST7). Gene Ontology annotation, biological process: carbohydrate metabolic process; N-acetylglucosamine metabolic process. The coding region runs from base 346 to 1635 and encodes 429 amino acids. The record is from RefSeq and is a predicted model, not a curated record. The transcript has a single exon. Lineage: Eukaryota; Metazoa; Chordata; Amphibia; Anura; Pelobatidae. Gene Ontology annotation, molecular function: chondroitin 6-sulfotransferase activity; N-acetylglucosamine 6-O-sulfotransferase activity. Gene Ontology annotation, cellular component: Golgi membrane; trans-Golgi network.
CAGAGAGAAGCAUUAGAAAACAAACACAGGAGUGAGAGCAGAUGGGGAAAAGCUUCUUUUGCAUAGCAUGUGCAGCCGUGAGAUCAGCCUGCAGGGCAGACACUCAUCUUCGAGUUUAUUCUAUACUCCGGGGCUGGAGGGAGGAGGAGGAGGAGGAAAAAAGCUGCAUGUCAGGCACACAGACUGAAUUAAGAACAUGAUCCUCACAUACACUGUCUGUCAUGGACGAGAAGAAAGCUCAUGUCAGAAAAAGAGCAAAGAAAGCAAGAAAUGAGUGUGUUGGAUUGGACCUGAACUGAACACAAUAGUUAAAGAAAAUAAGACAGCUAUUCCCCAUUGACAAAUAUGAAGAAGCGCCGAGCAAGGAAGCGAUGUCUGCUGCUGUUGGUGUAUGUGACACUGUUGCUUCUACUCCUAUCCAUGCUCCUGCAGGAUGACUGGUGGACAUUGAGUAAUAACCGUUCUGCAGAAGAGCAUAAAGGAAGAUUGGAACACUAUCCACCUCGGCUCUGUCCCAGUUUCAAUGCAUCCAUGUGGGAGAAUGAACAGGACAAUGAGGAGGCAGAUAGUGAUGAUGCUGUCUCUCCUCCACCACGCACACAUGUGUAUUUGCACGCCACAUGGCGAAGUGGCUCAUCCUUCCUUGGGGAACUCUUCAACCAGCACCCUCAGGUAUUUUAUCUAUACGAACCUGCAUGGCACAUGUGGCAGUCACUGUAUCCCGGAGACGCAGAAAGUCUGCAAGGAGCACUUAGAGAUAUGCUCAGCUCACUCUUCCGAUGUGACUUCUCUGUGCUUCGUCUCUAUGGCGGAAACAAUCUUACCACUGCUGGGCUGUUUGGUGGACGGAGUAGCAAGUCGAUCUGCAGUGUCCCAUUCUGUAGUGCCGGAGGUCCAAGGGAAAAGAUGGGCCUCGUGGAGCCAGCGGAGUGUGAGAAAAACUGCCCUGCCCGCACUCUUAAAGAUUUGGAGGGGGAGUGCCAACGUCAUCCUGUAGUAGUGAUCAAGGAUGUACGGUUGAUGGAAUUGUCUGUGCUGCGACCAUUACUGAGAGAUCCCGGCCUCAAUCUGAAGAUAGUGCAACUUUUCAGGGAUCCACGGGCAGUGCAUAACUCGCGGCUCAGAUCAAAACGCUCGUUGCUACGGGAAAGCUUACAGGUUUUGCGGAGUCGCUUGCGUAUAGUGGACCCAGCAAUAAAGGCGCAACAGCAACUACAGCUGCACCGUGGAGGAGCAGACUACCUGCUAACAGGCGCUCUGGAGGUGAUCUGCCAAGCUUGGAUAAAGGACCUUUUGCUCCUCCGUCGCUCUGGUCCAUCUUGGCUCAACAAACGCUACCUAAGACUCCGUUAUGAAGACCUAGUGCUGAGGCCCCGUGAUGAGUUGGGACGCCUACUUCGAUUUAUAGGACUGCCAGCUAUAACAGAGCUGGAGCAGUUUGUGAUGAACAUGACCAGAGGGCCUAGCUACUCCUCAGACAGACCAUUCCUGGUAUCAGCUAGGAAUGCUCGGGAAGCGGUCAGUGCGUGGAAGGAGAGACUAAACAGAGAACAAGUGCGUAAAGUGGAGGAAGCCUGCGGGGAAGCUAUGUCAGCGCUUUCUUACAAGCCACAAGAAGAUGAGCAAAGAAUUUAAGUUAAAAAAAAAAUUAGACAAUAUUUCUCAAAACUUGACCCUCAUGGAUCACCAAUAGUCCAGGUUUUAGCAAUAAUCCCAUUGGAACACAACUGUGCAAUCCCUAAACUUUGGACAUUUGGUGACCCUCAGGGAUGGUAUGAGAGCAAAUGCACUAGAGAAGAAGCCCAUCAUCCAUGCGUAAGAUAUGGGUGUUCAUGAUGCACUGAAAGCAGGGGGUGGGAGUCUGGUUUAACAUCCUAAUAGUAGAAUUAAGAAAACUAUCUUUGCUGUUCCACCCGAUAACAAGUUUUACUGUUUUAGCCAGUUAUGGCCAAAAAGAACAGACAAAACUUCAAACGCUUUUUACUUUGAAUGUUUAUAUUAUGUACUGUAACAUUAAGCAAUAUAAAAGAUGGUCAUGCCUUAUGUACAUUCUGAGUAACAUUGGGCACGAUUUCCUGGUACAGCAUUUAAUGGACUCCCAUCCUCCUCAUUAUGUUUCCGUGGGCUGAGGGUGGUGGGAUUUGUGGAACAUCGACUAGUGUAGCUGCAGUUUAGCAAUACUUGCUACAAAGUUUUAUUCCAAAAUGAGUAAGAAUCAAAGGUUGUUUUAGUUGUUUUUUCAAAAUGUAUCUAUUUAUUGAGAUUACCAAAUUCAAACACAGAUUUUCACUUAUUCUAGCACUGCUCCUUCAUCUAAAGUCUAGUGUGCUAAAAAUGUAAAAUUGUGUAUUGUUUGUGCAGCAAUCUGGCAACCUAUUUCGUAUAAUUUCUUUGAAUGUAACAUGAUUGCCCUAAAAAAUAGAACGGGUUUUUACAAGUGUGUUGUCUUCAAGUGACAUGUUGCUAUUUUAACGUCCGAUUUACUUGUAAGUAAAGACGAAAAACCUUGCAAGUGCUGUGGUUGAGUCUCAUUACUAACCACAAUAGUCUAACUCAGCAACCUGUUAACUCAUUCUUUCCACAAACAACUCGGAAUCAGGGUUUACAGGGCAAUCACACUCUGCAAACUCUUCAUAUACCACCCCUGCAGCUUUGGAUUUGUGAUUUUGCUCCUAUAGUGCUUCUGAUUUACUAGAAAGUGAAUUAUAAGUGAGCUGGAAAAUGUAUUGUGAAGUUUGUGCCCAAAAAUUCACAAUUGUGAAAUGGCUGAAUUAGAGUUUUUCAUGAGCUUUGUAUUGUCUUACUUUUACAUUUAUAUUUUCAGUUCAACAUAAUUCAUAGUUUACUAAAUAGACCCCUAAAAUACCAUUCCAUUGGAGUUGAGCAGCUGCAUGAUGUUUUUCUUUUUCAAGUGGAAUGGACAAUCAUGCCCAGUAAAGAUUUUACUACAGUUUGCAUGACUGAAAUAAAAUAUACAAUUUAGAAAUCAUGCAUUUAUCUGAA